Molecule: messenger RNA, 207 nt
Organism: Meloidogyne enterolobii
Lineage: Eukaryota; Metazoa; Nematoda; Chromadorea; Rhabditida; Meloidogynidae
Source: the annotation of a GenBank genome assembly
AUGCCUUUAUUUAAAAAUAAUUUUUUGUUAAUUUGUUUAAUUAUUUUUGUUAUUGUAAAUUAUGUUGUGGGAAUGGAAGGGAAUGGUAGAAAUGAAGGAAAUCGAAGACGGGGAAGACGGAAUGAAAGGCAAGAACAUGAAGCGAAUGAGGAGUUUGGAAUUGAGUAUCCCAUCAAUUUACCCAAUCAACAAGCUCCGGUAAAUUAA